This is a messenger RNA of Mytilus trossulus (common blue mussel), 1230 nucleotides long. RefSeq lists its product as uncharacterized. The transcript is spliced from 4 exons. Bases 1 to 1230 code for a protein of 409 amino acids. The record is from RefSeq and is a predicted model, not a curated record. NCBI's taxonomy places the organism in Eukaryota, Metazoa, Mollusca, Bivalvia, Mytilida, Mytilidae.
AUGGAUCAGGAAAAGCUUUCCAAUUUCUUGGAUUUUAUUACUUCAAGUCACAUCAUCAAGGAUCUGCCAUUUGGAGAAAGACAUCUGAAGUUAUCAUCAGGGGAAGUUAUGGAUGCACCUAAUAUAAUAAGAUGCAUGGGACCUGCAGCCAUUAUUCAACAGUACCAGGCAUAUUGUGAGGAGAAUGAGAUCGGUGUACUAGGUAGCAGCACAAUGUUUAGGAUACUUUCAGAAUGUUCAGCUACUGGCAGAAAGUCACUGGAGGGACUAGACUACUUUGUUGCUGAAGGAAGCAGGGGAUUUCAGUAUCUUCAAGAUAUUGUUGUGUCAGAAGGAUACCCAGAAACAUCAAAUGGGACUGAAUUGAACAGACUGUUGUUAGAAGCAAAACGAUAUAUGAAAACCGAUUACAAGGUUCAUGUGUCAGAGGAGAAUGAGGUAGCUGACCAUUGUAGAAAAUUUGCUUUAUCAAGUACAAAAGAGGAACACUUCAAGGAUAAAUGCAACCAUGAUCACAAUAAGGUUUGUGAAUCUUGUGAGCAGCUGAAGGAAUUAUUACAUGGAAUUUUGAAAGAGGUAGAAAUAGCUAAUUUUACAGAUCAACAGACAAAGGAUGAUAUUGUAUAUAGAGCUCAGCAAGCAGUAGAGAGCAUUUUCCUUUGGAAGAGUCAUAUCUUAAGAGCAAGAAACCAAGAAGCUGCAAAAUCAUUUCUUUUCAAUUCAAUGAAAGAAGAUGAAGUUUUUGUUGUAUUUGAUUGGGCCAUGAAGUAUCUACCUCGCAAAUACAGAGAAGAUCAACUUGAUUGGUUUGGAAAACGAGGUAUAUCAUGGCAUAUAUCUGUUUGCUUCCGAAGAAAUGCAGAAGAGUUACAAUCUUUGACCUUUGUUCACAUAUUCGAUUCACAGAUUUCACAGGACUCAAAAACAACAUCAGCAACAAUUUGUGAUGUUCUUAACAAUGUUUUAAAAAACAAUCCAGAGGUCAAAUCUGUACACCUAUGGUCAGAUAACGCUGCGUGUUAUAAAUGUGCUGAUACUAUAAUCAACAUCAACAACAACCAGCCUUCAAAGGGACAUAUUGUAUCAUAUAACUUCUGUGAAGCCCAAGAUGGGAAAGGGGCCUGUGAUAGAGCAGCUGCUACAUUCAAGAGUGGAAUUAAGAGAUAUGUUAACCAAGGGAAUGAUGUUGUGAAUGCUAAGCAGAUAAAAACAGUAAGUAUUCAGGAAUGA